AAAGAGGUAGCAACUGAUGAAGAGUGUCCUAAAAUGUGUGCUUACAAGUUGGUGACUAUCAAAUUUAAAUGGUGGGGACUGCAGAACAAAGUUGAAAACUUUAUACAAAAGCAAGAAAAAAGGAUAUUUACCAACUUUCAUCGCCAGUUGUUCUGUUGGAUUGACAAGUGGAUUGAUCUGACUAUGGAAGACAUUAGGAGAAUGGAGGAUGAAACCCAAAAGGAGCUGGAAGCGUUACGUAAUCAAGGCCAAGUCAGAGGAACAAGUGCUGCCAAUGAUGAAUGAUGAUGGAUUUAACCGUCACAUGCAGUGUUGAUAUACAAAUGUGUGUGUGGAUGCAUGAUUAUUUGUAUAUAAUUAUAUAUACGCACAUGCAUACUGAAGAGGGUUGUUACAGUGUCUCCAAGGUACUAGACCUGUCCUCAGCAAAGAUUCAAAGGAAACUGCUUUCAUUACGUAUACCUGAAGCAAAUAAAAAUCAAUUGAGUAGUGUCAUUUAAAGGACGAAUUAACUGCAGAAUUAUGCUAACUGGUAUGUUUCAUGAAUGUCAAUACUGGACCAAUUUAUUCCCUACUUGUGGUUUUGUUUUUUUCUUUUUUUCCUCCUGUCUUGAGUCACUCUGCUAUAACUUGCCCAUAUCUCAUUGUAAAGAAACGGAUUCAAAUAAGUUAAUUUCAGUUUUGUGUCUUCCCUAUGUGAUUAUUUUUGGAAUAGGAACAAUGAAUGUAUUUAUAGCUAUUUAUUUCUGCAUUGUCAUUAUCCUAUAGUCAAAUCAGAAAAAAAUUUUUAUUAGUGGAAAUUGGGAGAAUUUUACUGUUGAAUAAGUUUGACCCAAACUUUACCCAUUCACUGACUUAAAAGAAAAAAAAUCAUGUUUUAUUGGACUUUUGUACAUUGAAAUGCUAAUGUUUUUUCUUCAUUAAAAUUGGCAAGAUUAAGGAAAAA
This is a messenger RNA of Pelecanus crispus (Dalmatian pelican), 946 nucleotides long. NCBI's taxonomy places the organism in Eukaryota, Metazoa, Chordata, Aves, Pelecaniformes, Pelecanidae. The record is from RefSeq and is a predicted model, not a curated record.